Syzygium oleosum is the source of this 5002-nucleotide messenger RNA. RefSeq names its product receptor-like serine/threonine-protein kinase ALE2. Gene Ontology annotation, biological process: protein phosphorylation. Lineage: Eukaryota; Viridiplantae; Streptophyta; Magnoliopsida; Myrtales; Myrtaceae. The record is from RefSeq and is a predicted model, not a curated record. The transcript is spliced from 18 exons. Bases 901 to 4506 code for a protein of 1201 amino acids. Gene Ontology annotation, molecular function: protein kinase activity; ATP binding.
UUGAAGCAUGAGGUCAGGUCAGGGACAGGUAAACAUCGUAUCCUCCAUGAAACCUCUCGCCUUUUUUCCGAGUUCUCGGAUCAUCGCGACGAGCAGAAUAGUGGGUGAUGAGUCAGUGGAUGAAUUCACCACGCUCUUACCAAAAAGCAAAAGUCUCCAAUGUCCACCACCAAGAUCAGCUGAGGAAAAGAGAUGGAAAAACCAGGGAAGAAGAGCAAGAACAAGAGAGCAUACACCACGAGUCAAGGCUCUUGAGGAAACCAACCCCCACCAUUAAAUUAAGCAGACCCGUCUCCUGCAAAAGUCCAAUUUCAACUUAAGUAAACAUUGAUUCUCUUCCUCGUGAUAUUCCCAUUAACACUCCACUCAAAUCUAACCUCCCUCAAAUAAAAUAAUCUCUCCUUCCUCUCUCUCUCUCUCUCUCUCUCUCACAGUGGGGGAAGGGUGUCUCUUGUCUGUAACAGUUCAGUUCCUCCGUGAGUGGGGUUGCUUGUGGUACACAGGGCAUUUCAAUUCGUGGGUCGGUUUCAGUUCGUGGAAUUAAUUUCGUGUUGGUGGAGAAGUAGGCGUUUAUGGGUUCAGAGUCUCUGCGGGUUCCAGAGCAUGUUGUUUAUUCACAGAGAGAUUGAUUAAUUUCUCUUCUUUCCUUCUUUGUGUUUCCUCCACCACAAGGGAAAUUUUUUAUUUAUUGCUUUUGCUUUGCUCGCACUGUACGCGGGGUCUCUCGUUUGCUGAUCUGAUUCCCUUCCUCUUCGAUCUUGCUUCAAGUGUUAUCGAGUCUGUAAAUUUAGCAAUCUUCUUUUUUCUUUUUUUUUUGCGGAGUUUAAUUUAUGUUCUUCAAUAUUGUAUUUGGGCUGGAGUUGGAAUUGUAAGGAUGAUUGGGAUUUGGUGUUGAAUGAGAUGGGGGUGGUGAUGCAAGUGAUCACUGUCCAGCUGGUUCAACUAUUCAUCAUUACCUUUGCUUCGGCUGUUCCGGGAUCUGCAGGGUCUCCAUCUACUGAGAAUUUCUCUGCUAUUCCUCCAAUAGAAGGAGCGGAGGCUUCUGCCCAUCAAAUGAAGUCACUCAAAAGCAGCGCACCAAGUCCAUUAUCUUAUCCCAAUGGGUCAAAUUUGCACUCUCCACUAGCAGCACCACCUCUUUUGUCUUCCUCACCGUCCCCAGACCAAAGAAGCGCGAAUGAAAAUGCACCGAGCUCCAUAUCUCAGCCCAGUGGGUCUAUUUUACAACCUCCACUUGCAUCGCCACCUUUGUCUGCUUUGCCGCCUUCGAAGACUACGGAACUUGUACCAUCCUUGUCACCAAGUAAUCCACAUUCAUCGUUUCCACACCCGUUGGUGCCUCCGCCAAUGAGUAUCGAAGGUGGGGCUUUGGCUCCCCCGCCGAGUGAAUCUCCUGAGAAGGCACCAGUACAUGUAACUCCUGCAGUCUCUCUAGCUCCUGCUCCUACUUUAACACCUACAAAACAUCCACCUGCACAAUCACCAGUAGACAAUGCUAGUAUUCCUGCAACUUCCCCACCAGCUGGACACCAAAGAAAUGAUUCAGCAGGCCAUAGUCCCGUCCCGGAAGCAAGUGUCCCAGCAUCAUUUUCAUCUCCACCAAGAAAAAUAGGACAAAGUCCGCCAGCAGAACGUCCCGCGAUGCUUCAUAUGACACCACCUAUACCACCCGUACCAGCAGCAUCUCCGUCAAAUGAGGGGACACAAAAUUCCCCGUCGGUCCACCCACAUGCACCUGCAGAGUCUCCAUCCAUAGUAGCAGGCCAUCACAUAUCUCCUGCAUCACCUCCGCUGAAGAAAGGUGACAAGAUGCCUGUUGCUCCACCUCCGAAUGAUGCAGCCACUGAUCUGCCUCCUAUGAAACAUCCACCUAAAGGUUCUUUUGAUGCUGUAUCUCCUUCUGUGCACAAAGCCAGCGCUCCCGCUCCCUCUCUAUUAUUCCCUCCAAGCGAAGGGCAUCGUUCACCUGCAUCUUUAGCUCCAGCUUCAUUUGUUAACCAUCAUCAUGUUGGGAAGGCCGUACUACCUCCGAGCCAUUCGCCUUUGCCAUCUAAAGGUUCAUCUGGCAGCGUAGCUCCUUCCCCACACACAAUCCAUCAUAUCUCUGCCAAUGCUCCCUCACCUCCUCCUCCAUUACCUUCCAGCAAAGGGCAUCGUUUUUCUGCAAAGUCGCCCUCGCCCUCAUCUGACAUGCAUCAUGACGGAGGGAACAAAAUUAGCAGUCCUCCUCCUUUCUCCGACCAUCCAGGUCCAGUUUCCGCUCCAGCUACACUUCCGAGACAUAAACAAAGACACAAUGCUCCUCCAUCACUGAGUCCAGGCUCUUUGGUUUCACCAACCCAUUCCACCAAUUCUCCUUCGAAGAGUGAUUUACCGCUGGCACCUUCUCCAUCUCCAAAAACUGCAUCUGGCCAUCCCAAAAUUUCUCCUUCUAAGCCUCCAUCGACAAAUCUCGUAGUGCCACCUCCACCUCCUAUUCGGGCAUUACCUCCCCCACCUCCAAAUGAAGAUUGUUCAACAACAACAUGCAUGGAUCCAUACACAAAUACUCCCCCUGGGUCCCCCUGUGGCUGCGUGUGGCCUAUGCAAGUUGGUCUGCGCCUCAAUGUUGCUCUUUAUACUUUCUUCCCCUUGGUUUCGGAGUUGGCUGAAGAAAUUGCUUCAGGUGUGUUUAUGAAGCAAAGUCAAGUCCGCAUAAUGGGGGCGAAUGCUGCCACUGAGCAGCCCGAGAAAACCAUCGUGCUAAUUGACUUGGUACCGCUGGGGGACCAAUUCGAUAAUACUACCGCUUUCUUGACUUUCAACAGAUUUUGGCAUAAGCAGGUCUUCAUAAACGCUUCCUACUUUGGUGAUUAUGAAGUCCUAUACGUGCGAUAUCCCGGGUUACCUGCAUCUCCGCCUUUGCCCCCAGAUGCUACAAUAAUUGAUGGUGGGGCCUACUCCGGCAAUGACAAUAAUGCAAGAACAAAUAAACCUCUCGGGGUAGAUGUGCAGAAGGGGCAGCAUAAUCACGGGCUAAGCGGUGGUGUGGUUGCUAUUAUUGUCCUAUCUGCCCUUGUUGCUGUUGUUUUAUGCUCUGUUGCUGGUUGGAUUUGGGUAAUGAAACACAGAGAUCGAGCUUUUCAACCUGCACCGACUCCCCAGACCUUGUUACCAUCUGUUGCAAAGUCACCAGUUAGGGCAGGGUCUAUCCCCAGAAGUGGCCCGAGCUCUGCCUCGUUGUCAUUUGGAUCUAGCAUACCGACUUAUGCAGGGUCUGCUAAAACUUUCAGCGUGAGUGAAAUUGAAAGAGCUACUGAUCAUUUCAACGAGUCAAGAAUACUUGGCGAAGGUGGCUUUGGACGUGUAUAUAGUGGCACUCUUGAAGAUGGGACCAAAGUAGCUGUGAAAGUUCUGAAGAGGGAGGAUCAACAGGGUGGCCGGGAAUUUUUAGCCGAAGUCGAGAUGCUUAGCCGCCUACACCACAGGAAUCUUGUCAAGCUAAUUGGUAUAUGUACGGAGGAACGUGCCCGCUGCCUUGUGUACGAACUUAUUCCAAAUGGCAGCGUGGAAUCUCAUUUGCAUGGAGUUGACAAGGAAGCUGCCCCACUAGAUUGGGGUGCUAGGAUGAAGAUAGCGCUUGGUGCUGCUCGUGGUUUAGCCUAUUUGCAUGAGGACUCGAGCCCACGUGUUAUACAUAGGGACUUCAAGGCCAGCAACAUAUUAUUGGAACAUGAUUUUACACCCAAAGUGUCGGAUUUUGGUUUGGCUCGCACCGCUAUGGAUGAGGAAAAUAGACACAUCUCUACACGUGUCAUGGGAACCUUUGGGUAUGUUGCUCCCGAAUAUGCCAUGACAGGGCAUCUUCUCGUGAAAAGCGACGUCUACAGUUAUGGAGUGGUACUCCUCGAGCUCCUGACAGGAAGAAAGCCGGUUGACAUGUCACAGCCACCCGGUCAAGAGAACCUGGUCACCUGGGCUCGUCCGCUGCUCACUAGCAGAGAAGGGCUAGAAGCAAUUCUAGACCUGUCUCUGGGACCUAACGUCCCCUUCGAUAGCGUGGCCAAAGUGGCAGCGAUCGCUUCAAUGUGCGUGCAGCCUGAGGUAUCACACCGUCCUUUCAUGGGUGAGGUCGUGCAGGCGCUAAAACUAGUAUGUAAUGAGUGCGAGUGCGAUGAGGCUAGAGAGGCCGGUUCCAGAAGCUCUAGCCGAGAAGAUUUGUCCAUUGAGUUGGAUCCCAGGGCUGGUGCUGGCUCUGGACAGUCGCAGCAUCCUUUACAAGGCAGAUACUCGGAUCCAGACUGCGAUUCUGUCAGUAAUAGUGAGCGAGGAGUGUCGGUUUCGGAUUUUCUCGGCACAUCAGCAGGGUACACAAGGCCCAUCUCAGGUUCAUUUCGGAGGUAUUCGAGCUCGGGUCCUUUAAGAACGGGAAGAGGAAGGCAUUUUUGGGAGAGACUAAGGAGAUUGUCCGGAGGCAGCGCGAGUGAACACGGCGCCUUUUUGGCGUUAUGGCCAGGUUCCAACUGAGGGAGGUUUCUUGGCCGACAAGAAUCGACUCAAGUUCCAACCUUUAGCGAUUUCUUUGUUCUUGGAUUUUUUCCGGAUCAACCAGCACAGCGGUCCUCCACGCCACGACUACAGCUCGCAUCAGCUUGUGAUUGCAAAACAGGAGAACCGGUCGGUGCGAACCGACAGUCCGGCAUAAAUGCUCGGCACCGGCAGGAUGUCAUCAGGCCUAACUUAAUAAGGGGAUAUGAAGGAGGAGAUGUUACCGACUGAGCUUUUCGCUGGGGCCGCGAAUGCACGGUUAUGCUAGUUAUGGAGGGGAUGGCUUUGUUUCAUUCGGUGUAAAUUUCUUUUGUUGAAUUGUAAUUGGAGAGAAAUGAGAUAGCUGGAAUGAAAAGCUCCAAGUGCUGAAGUGUACAGAACGUUAAUGGUGAAUGAAGCACUUCGUUCACCAGACCGCAUCUUGUCGAUGAGCUCCUGAAUGAAAAGAGGUCAUGUUGACUGUUGAGACCUGUGA